This is a messenger RNA of Yamadazyma tenuis ATCC 10573, 1311 nucleotides long. It is a transcript of the gene ECM42, whose product is annotated as glutamate N-acetyltransferase. Gene Ontology annotation, molecular function: L-glutamate N-acetyltransferase activity, acting on acetyl-CoA as donor; L-glutamate N-acetyltransferase activity, acting on acetyl-L-ornithine as donor. The record is from RefSeq and is a predicted model, not a curated record. Gene Ontology annotation, biological process: L-ornithine biosynthetic process; L-arginine biosynthetic process. Gene Ontology annotation, cellular component: mitochondrial matrix. NCBI's taxonomy places the organism in Eukaryota, Fungi, Ascomycota, Pichiomycetes, Serinales, Debaryomycetaceae.
AUGAAGUCAGUAAUAGUGGCACAGGUCAGAUUCUACUCCGACAAGGCAGCUAGAUUCGUACCCAAGACGGGAGUAUACCCCAAAGGUUUUGCCGUGGGAGGAAUACAUUGCGGGGUGAAGAAAAAUGGAAAAUUGGACUUGGCCCUCUUGCAAAACCAGCACGGAAACGCUGUAGCUUCAGCAGUAUUCACCACCAACAAGUUUAAGGCCGCACCCGUACAAGUGUCCCAACGGAUAAUCAAGGAAACGGGUGGCCACGGCAUCAAUUCGUUGGUCAUCAACAGUGGUAAUGCCAAUGCGGUGACAGGAGCCAAAGGUAUAAAAGAUGCUGAAUCGAUGGUGACGGCGACAGAUGCUGCGUUUGGAAACGGCGAAAACUCUACUUUGGUGAUGUCCACAGGAGUGAUUGGUCAGAAGUUACCGAUUUCACCCAUUUUGAAGGGAAUUGAUACGUUGGCAGGAAGCUUGGGGUCGUCGCACCAACACUGGCUCGACUGUGCCAACGCCAUUUGCACCACCGAUACGUUUCCCAAACUUGUCACCAAGCAAUUUGAGUUGAACGGCAUCACCUACACGUUAGCUGGGUUGGCCAAGGGCGCAGGGAUGAUCAGCCCUAACAUGGCAACGUUGUUGGGAUUUUUUGUCACCGAUGCUCCGGUGACCGCACCUGCUUUACGGCUGAUCUUGCAAUACUCGGUAGACCGGUCGUUCAACAGUAUUUCGGUGGAUGGGGACAUGUCAACCAAUGACACGAUUGUGGCCAUUGCCAACGGGGCUGCAGGAGGAGAAGUAAUUGACCAAACCUCCAGUUCGGCUGUUUCUUAUAGCAAAUUGAGAAGUGAGGUGACAGACUUUGCCCAGCAGUUGGCACAGUUGGUGGUUCGUGAUGGAGAAGGUGCCACCAAGUUCAUAACAAUUACCGUUAAGGACUCGUUGAGUUUCUCCGAUGCCAAAACAAUUGCGUCCACCAUUGCCAACUCUUCCCUCUUCAAGACAGCCAUGUAUGGGAAAGAUGCCAACUGGGGUCGUAUAUUAUGUGCCAUCGGCUACUCAGACGUGAGUCUGUCUUCGUCGGUGCUCCCCGACAGAACCUCGGUGACGUUUGUGCCUUCUGAUGGAAUUGAGCCAUUGAAGGUGUUGGUGGACGGAGAGCCUGAAGAAGUUGACGAGGCUCGCGCAUCGGAACUUCUUGAGUUGGAGGACAUCAACAUCGAUAUCGACCUAGGAACUGGUGGUGGCCAGAGCGCUUCGUUCUGGACCUGUGACUUAUCACACGAGUAUGUUACCAUCAACGGAGACUACCGGUCAUAG